AUGACGAGCAACUUGCGGAGGGGAGCGGCUGACUCUCGUGAGGCAGUUGUAAAAAGGAAGAACCCCGCAGGCUGGCCUACUAAUCUCGUCCUCUGGAUCGCCUCCUUUGCUACUGGGCGAUCAGUUCAGAUCCGACUUGAUGGAGAGAUUGGCCCCUCAACAGACAUUGCCUGCGGCCUUCCACAAGGAUCCCCAGUAUCUGGCAUUUUAUUCAUGCUCUACAUAGCGCCUCUAUUCCGUCUAGGAAACCCAAGGAACAAAUUUGGCUACGCCGACGACGCAGCUAACCUGGCGAUCUCGACAUCCCUUGCUACUAACUGCGAAGCCUUAUCAGACUCACUUCAAGAAGCUCUUAACUGGGGUGCUGCAGAGGGCAUUACUUUCGCACCAGAUAAAUACGAGCUUCUUCACUUCUCUCGACGAAAAGCAGACCAGGACCCAACCUGCACACCUUCAGUAAAAGCUGGAUCUAUUACAGUCUCAGAAAAUACUAAACGCCUAUAUCUACGUUGGCUAGGAAUCCUCUAUGACAAAAAGCUCACAUUUAAAUGGCAUGUCGGUGAAACAGCAUCUAAAGCCCUCACUGUGGCUAAUGCCCUUCGCUCUCUAGGGAAUACUGCCCGAGGAGUUAAACCUUAUUUACUACAGCAAGCUGUAUUAGCCUGUGUACUCCACAAAGCAUACUAUGGUGCUGAAACCUGGUGGCCAGGACGUACUCGCCCUGGGCCUACCCAGACUUCAAACCGAGUUGGCGAACAUCUUAAGAAACUAACUAAAGUAGUACUAACAGGCGCAAGAGCAGUCCUUCCAGUUUUCCGCACAACCCCAAUAUCUGUCCUUUACCGGGAGUCUGGAUUCUCUCCACCAGAAAUUGAACUAGAUCGAAUAGCCCUCCUCGCAACUGUCCGCCUACGGCGUCUGGAUCCUUACCACCCACUUCGAAGACGCGCGGAACAGGUUGCCAGUAAUAGCCGACAAACCAGCCGAUUUGCCCGCCGCAUACUGGCCCUCCCCAACUCUGAGCAGAUAAACCCUCUCCAACACGCUCCCUGGCACCCUCGCGAGACGCGCGAGAAUGCUCAAGCUCGAAUAGGAGCUCCCAUGGGACGCAAUGGAUCUAGACUAGUAGACGGACGUGCAGGAGGAGGUUACAUUGGAUUUCAAGCACACAAUCAGUUCCUCCGCUCCUCACUCUCAUAUGGACAUGGGAAAGAGGUCUUCGACGCAGAAGCAGAAGCUGCCCUAGCUGGUGCCCAAGCAGCAAUAGCAUACCCAACAGCUCAAUUUGCUACUAACUUAUGGAUCUGCCUUGAUAACUUAGAAGUUGCCACGCGUCUUCUAUCUCCCUCUACCGGAUCUUCUCAAGAAGCCUUUGAAUCCUUCCGCACCCUUGCAGCUGGCUGGCCACUACGUGAAAGGCUUCCACACACCAAAAGUGGAUCAGUCCAAAUCCGAUGGGUCCCUGGACACACUAAAAUCCCUGAGAAUGAAGCAGCAGAUUCUGCUGCUAAAGAGGGAGCUGCCUCUACCCCCCCCUCUCCAUGCAAGUCCUCAUAUGCCUCGCUAAAGAGACACGCCAAGACUCAAUCUCUCUCUGCUGCCCAGACACGGUGGCAGACCAUAGCACCACAAACUUACCAAGAUCUAGAAAUAACUACAUCUCCUAAGCGCCCUGGAGAGCUUCAACUUAACCGACUUGACCUUGGCCAUAUCAUUGCAGCCCGUACUGGACAUGGAGACUUCGCAGACUACCAUGAACGUUUUAAUCAUGAUGAUGCUCAUCUCCUCUGUCGAUGUGGAGCACGAAAAGCACCUCUACAUUUCUUCUUCUGCUAUAUAGCUAAGAGACGAGCCCCUCGUCCUCCUGGACCUCCUUCUGAGGUCAUAUCCUUCCUUCUAGGCACCGCGAAAGGAGCACAAAAACUAGCUACAUGGCUAGCAGAGACCCGUUUUUUUGAGGAUAUCUGUCCUCGCCAACCUCUCCUUAGCACCUAG
Molecule: messenger RNA, 1995 nt
Organism: Talaromyces stipitatus ATCC 10500
Lineage: Eukaryota; Fungi; Ascomycota; Eurotiomycetes; Eurotiales; Trichocomaceae
Exons: 3
Coding region: 1-1995 (664 amino acids)
Molecular function (GO): nucleic acid binding
Source: RefSeq, a predicted model, not a curated record